UGGUGCUGUUACCGCAUCCGGCUUCGCUUCCCUUUCGUCCUUCAGACGCAUUGAACUGCUGCAAAGAGUCGACAUGUCAGGCGUUUUGCGCGGCGUUUUGGCUGCGCGGUCUCUCUUGCGGGCACCGGCGAUGAGCCAGCGCGCAGGCCUCACCACCAAACCGGCUAAGGAACCAGUCGGCGCUGCUGAGACUGCGAUUAGCAUGACGGUGUUCAUGAUUGCCAUUUUGGGACCUUCUGGAUGGGUCUUGGCCAAUCUAGAGUCCUACAAGGAAAGAAAAUGAGCUCGACAGGGCCUCCAGCACACCAUCCGGUGACGUUCGACUGGGGCCAGCACCCUUCGACAGGCUUCAUCUCCUAAAACCAACGUGGGGAAGAAUCCACCGUUCUCCAAGUCUUCGCCCUUCUACCUCUCCAUAGGAGUGUCCACUCUGUCUAAACUUCAGCCAUGGAUGUGGAGACCUGAACAAGACAAUGACACAGUUUUAUUUGUUCCUCCUGUUGAGUGUUACAAUAAAAUAUUAAUUUAAACCUCAAA
This is a messenger RNA of Scleropages formosus (Asian bonytongue), 537 nucleotides long. RefSeq names its product cytochrome c oxidase subunit 8A (gene cox8a). Gene Ontology annotation, cellular component: mitochondrion; respiratory chain complex IV. The transcript has 2 exons. The record is from RefSeq and is a predicted model, not a curated record. Bases 74 to 283 code for a protein of 69 amino acids. Gene Ontology annotation, biological process: mitochondrial electron transport, cytochrome c to oxygen. Lineage: Eukaryota; Metazoa; Chordata; Actinopteri; Osteoglossiformes; Osteoglossidae.